UCUUUUGGGUCUUCAAGACUGGCUAGCCUCUUCAGCCAUUGCUGUAAACAUCUGUUGUCAGAAUCCCCUAUCUAUGUGUGGCACAACAUUAUGCUAUAUUAAAUGGACUGACAUUACAAAUUGCACUUUACCUUCGACAAACAUAUCCAGAGCUUGGGCUGUAAAAUCUCUUCAUAUUCAUCACAAGACCACUGCACUAAUGAUGGCCUGGCAUAAAGUAACUACAAGUGGGGAACAUUUGGAAAACACUGUGACUGAGAGCAUUACCGUCUGGGAGCGGAUUCGAGCUUCAUCUGCCAGUAGGUUUUUUCAAGAGAAUACACUUGGUAAUAAUGCAUUAGAGACGACCACAGUUUUACCUGUGCAAAUACAGCUUACUCCUGUUAACUUGAACUUGGAAAAAAACAGUGCUCUACCAACUGAUGCCUCUUCUGUGUCAGGAAAAACAUCUCUAAUUUGUACCCAAGAAGUUGAGAAGUUGAAUGAGGCGUUUGACAUUUUGCUAGCGUUUUUCAUCUUAGCUUGUGUUGUAAUCAUUUUUUUGAUCUACAAAGUUAUUCAGUUUAAACAAAAAUUAAAGGCACUAGAAAACUCAGUGGAAAAUAGGCUUGAGUAUUACAGCUUUUAUCAGUCAGCAAGAUAUAAUGUAACUGCCUCAAUUUGUAAUACCUCCCCAAAUUCUUUGGAAAGUCCUGGCUUGCAGCAGAUUGGACUUCAUAAACAAAUUGUUCCUGAAAACGAGGCACAGGUCAUUCUCUUUGAACAUUCUGCUUUAUGACUCAAUUAAAUAUUGACUAUAAAAAAUCCUGUAGUGCCAUGUGGAUAUAAAAUUUAAUCUUUCUUACAGAAUUAUAUACUUUACUUGGAAAUAUAAAUUAUAUGAUGUUAGGAUUAUUAAAAUGUAUGUUAGUAAUUUGAAUAAAGUGUAUUUAUUCUGCAUAUAAUUUUCUUUGAUUCUGUAACAAGAUAAGUAGCCAACUUUCUGGGUACUGAACAGCAUGUUAAGUAUGUGAUAUGUCACAAAUGAUGUUUAUUUCUAAAGUCUUGUAAGGCUGUACUAUCUAUAUUUAAAUUACACAGAAGGAAAAAUAGGGAGAGAGAGUUUAAGUAAUUUUCCAGAAUUCUCAUGACUUAUGACAUGUUGUAAGUCCAUUUGACUUGAGCUGAAGCUUUUAAUUUUAUGUUUUAUUGGUGCCUAGGCACUAAGCUUAUAUAUAAUUUUUAAAAAUUAGAUGUGAUUCCUAUUCUUGGUUGAACUUGAAUCUAGAAGAAGACACAUGAUUGCUGUGCAGUAUGCUAAGUGCUGUUUGUGGAAGCACCUUUGGGUAUAUGUGGUGAUGAAGCAUAACUAU
Molecule: messenger RNA, 1352 nt
Organism: Peromyscus leucopus (white-footed mouse)
Lineage: Eukaryota; Metazoa; Chordata; Mammalia; Rodentia; Cricetidae
Gene: Lrrc70
Product: leucine rich repeat containing 70
Exons: 1
Coding region: 74-778 (234 amino acids)
Source: RefSeq, a predicted model, not a curated record